Molecule: messenger RNA, 2177 nt
Organism: Megalops cyprinoides (Indo-Pacific tarpon)
Lineage: Eukaryota; Metazoa; Chordata; Actinopteri; Elopiformes; Megalopidae
Gene: sclt1
Product: sodium channel and clathrin linker 1
Exons: 22
Coding region: 82-2139 (685 amino acids)
Biological process (GO): cilium assembly; clustering of voltage-gated sodium channels; centrosome cycle
Cellular component (GO): centrosome; centriole
Source: RefSeq, a predicted model, not a curated record
UUUACUUCAAAAAGGACGGCGGAAGAAGUCGCCGUGAUUGUAACAGUUUUUUGAAUGUGCUAAGAUUAUUUGGUGUCCGACAUGUCAGCAGAAAUUGAAAGUCUGCGAGAUGAAGUCCACAGGCUGAAGUCCGCUCUCAGUCAAUAUCAGGAUGGACAUCAGGCUCCAGCCGCAUCUGCACUGGGGGAAACCUCCAGAGGCUCUGACUCCCCUGCCUUCUGGCUCUCAGACAAAAACAUCAUGGCUCCACUUGUAGCAGAGUAUGACAGACAUGUGGAAGACAUGAAGGAGCAACUGCAGCGCUAUCAGAUGCAGAUGACUGAGCUCAAAGUGAAGCUUGAGGAAGUUGUAGAUGAAAAUGAACGGCUGCAUUCUGAAUUGAGGGAGUCCAUAGAGAGGCAGCUCCACACGCUCCCCAUUGGGUCUGGGUUAGAGGUGGACUCUAACGAAGAGGGAAUCAUGAGGAACUUACAGGAGCAGAUCCAGCUGUCUGUCCAGGAGAAGGAUCGGGCGAUGGAGAUGUGGCGUUCAGCUGCAGACGAGCUGUACCGAUUGCAGGAGACCUAUCAGAAGACGUCAUCCGAUGUGCAGGUCCACAUGGCAGAGAGACAGCACAUGAAGAACCAGUUGACCAACGUCCAGCAAGCUGCACAGCAGCUCCAGGUGGCCAAUCAGAACCUGGAGUCAACCAACCAGGAGUUCCUGAAGACGGUGACGGAGCAGAACGCGGAGAUGGAGGAGCUCCGCACCCAGCUGAGACAGGCAAAGCUGGACUUGAGAACGGCUACAGCAAAAGUGGAAGAAAUGACGAAGCUCAUGCAGAACGUUCAAGACCAAAUGCAGAGAAGGGAGGAUGAGGCAGCGGAGGCCCAUGGUAGAGAGGAGGCCUCGGACCGGCGGCUCCAGCAGCUGCAGUCGGCCCUCAGCCAACUGGAGGGCAGGCUGAAGGCGGCGACCCAGGAGACGGAGAGCGUGAGGAGGGAGCAGGCGACGCGGGAGAGGCAGGUGGGAGAGCUGCAGGGCCGCUGCACCAGCCUGGAGGAGGAGAAGUACGAGGCCAUGGCCAAGGUGCGCGAGAGCAUCCAGGCGGCGGAGGAGGCCUCUCUGCAGAAGGAGCAGGCUCUUUUGAGAGAAAAACAGAAGAGCGAAGAGCUGGAGAAGCUGAAGGAGGCCAUUAAGCAGCUGAUUCAGGACGCGGCUGUUCGAACCAGAAAAGAGGUUGAAAAUGUACGAAAGCAGUGUAACAUACAGAUACAACGAAUGGCUGAGGAACUUUCAGCUCUACAGCUGGAGUGCGCUGACAAGGAGUCUCAGAUAGAGAGGACCUUGCGGGAAAGGAAGGCAGUGGAAGAGGAACUGGAAAAGGUGUACAGGGAGGGGAGGAGCGGGGAGCCGGAGUACAGGAAGAUGGACACGCUCCACCAGAGGUGCCUGAACGCGGAGCGGAUGAAGGACGACCUGCAGAUCACGCUGCAGACCACACAGAACAGGAUGAAGAAACUGGAGAUGGACUACGAGGAGGAGCUGUCCCGGUGCCAGGAGGAGGUGCGGCGCCUGCAGGGGGCGCUGGCGGGCGCGCGGGACGACUGCGGCAGCGUGAGCGAGGAGCGCCUGCGUCUGCAGCAGGAGAACCAGAAGCUGCACCGGGAGAUGGAGGAGCUGCGCAAGACCAGCCAGCAGAUCCAGAGGAAGGCCAAACAGCAGGUGUCCUCCAUGGAGCAUGAAUUCUCCCUGAAGGAGCAGGGGCUGGAGGCCCGGCUGCGCGAGCUGGAGGAGGGCAGCCGAAACUCCAGCGUGGAGCUGAACCGCCUGCUCACAGCCCAGCAGAAAACCACGAGGCGCUGGAAGGAGGAGGCGCGAAAGCUGGCGGAGGCCUUCGAGCAGAAGCUGGGCAGCCUGAGGGCAGAGCUGGCUAGACAAAAGCAGCGCUCUCAGGAAUUGGAGAUCCAGCUGGAAGCAGACCAUGAAAAGAUUGUGGAGUAUGAGAGACAAAUGGUGGAGUACCAAGAGAAGAAUGGCCGCCUCCAGAGACGCUUAACUCAGGCAGAGCAAAGGGCCUCCACUGCAUCACAGCAGCUCAGUAUAAUAACAUCACACAGAAGGAAAGCAGCUUCCAUGUUGGACCUGGAGAGUCUGUAACCAUGCCACCUCGAACAUUAUUGUCCUUGCACAGUGUA